Oncorhynchus tshawytscha (Chinook salmon) is the source of this 4535-nucleotide messenger RNA. RefSeq names its product non-homologous end joining factor IFFO1. Lineage: Eukaryota; Metazoa; Chordata; Actinopteri; Salmoniformes; Salmonidae. Bases 405 to 2414 code for a protein of 669 amino acids. The transcript has 9 exons. The record is from RefSeq and is a predicted model, not a curated record.
GGUGAUUGCGCGUUUACUCUAGUCAUGGCGGUAGUUAAAACCCGCAGUAGCUUGUUAAUUUCUGCCUGGCCAUGGUCUUGACUGUACUGUUACAUCGCCAGACAUCCCUACGCCAAAGUUAGUAGUUGCGCUGCGGCCAGCCAGGUAGCCUUCACCGCUUGAUUUGCUGCGGCUUUUUCAGUCACAGACGGGUGUAAUUUUAAGACGUGGAAUAUUCUACUUGUUCAAUAGCACCUUUUUACCUAUAGCCUAUAAAUUAUUUGAUUUUGUUCAGUUAUCUUAUUCUGUCCUGGUAGGACGCAUGUGCUAACUCUUCACAGGGCAAGGCUAUUAGGGAUAGAGCAAGUGAGGCCAUUAUUUGCAUCAGGAGUUAGCUUUCAAGCUAAAUUAAGAAGUCUGUUUUCAUGCCGGAUUUCGAACAUUUCAGAUUUUCAUAUGCAAGCAUGAAUCCGUUAUUGGGGGAGAACGCGUACCUGGUUCAGCAACAGCAGCAUAACCAGAUGGGCAGCAAUUCGGAUUCUUCCAUGACAGGCCUAGACUCAUACGGUGCACCUGACUCAGGCUUCAUCUUGGGUGAGCACACUGGCUUUGGACAAGAUGGGCUAUCUGGCCUGGAAUUUAGUGCGCUGCCACCUUCGGGACUCGGGUAUCUGCACCUGAACAACAUGCACCGUGCGCCGCCGCCCCCCGCAGCGAUGGCCCUGCGUAAUGACUUGGGCUCCAACAUCAGUGUUCUCAAGACCUUGAAUUUGCGCUUCCGCUGCUUUUUGGCUAAAGUUCAUGAGCUGGAGCGUCGGAAUAAAGCUUUGGAGAAGCAGCUUCAGCAGGCUUUGGAAAAUAAUGAGGACAAUUCAGGAGAAGGACACAGGAAAAAGCCAUUGACUAAGGAAAUGGGAGUCCAGACUGGUUUCGUAGGGUCCAUCGCAGUUAGGCCCGGACAUAUCCCCCUCCAGAACGUCAAUAAUUCUGCAUACCUGCCCGGAGGCCUUCUCUCUCCAUCACUCAACAGGGCUACAACUCCCGUCUUUGAGUCCAACAGCAAAUCAGUAUUUAGGAACUCGACUCUGACUGACUCGAAUUGCAACCUCAAUUCCAACCAACUCACUCCACAUAUUUCCAUCAGUCCUUUAUUAACCCCUACCGAUCCUUGCGAGACGAUAUCCAACAUUAACGAGAAAUAUUUCCGUUUUGGGACUGGUAUGUGUACUAACCCGCCUCCCCGGUUCCUUCCCGGCGCCGUUUGGUCCUACAACCACGACCGCAGAUUUGGCGCGGGGAGGGAUUCGCGCAUAACAGGCACGGGUGUGCCUUGUGCCCAAACGGACGGAGUAGGUGUACAAAUCGACACCAUCACCCCUGAGAUACGGGCCCUGUACAACGUGUUGGGCAAGGUGAAACGAGAGAGGGAUGAGUAUAAACGCAGAUGGGAGGAAGAAUAUACAUUCAGAGUGGACCUCCAGGAGAAAGUGGCUGAGCUGGAGGAGGAUCUCCAGGAGAGUGAGGUGUGUCAGGAUGAGCUGGCUCUCAGGGUGAAACAGCUGAAAGCUGAGCUGGUCCUCUUCAAAGGCCUAAUGAGCAACAACCUGUCAGAUCUGGACAGUAAGAUCCAGGAGAAGGCCAUGAAGGUGGACAUGGACAUCUGUAGACGCAUCGACAUCACAGCUCGCCUGUGUGAUGUGGCCCAGCAGAGGAACUGUGAAGACAUGAUCCAGAUCUUCCAGCAGAUGGCCACACCUCCUUCCACUCUGACUCGCCGGCCCCGAAAGCAGGCGGCCCAGUCGGUUAAAGGCGGUGAUGGGGAUGAACCAACCAGCAUCUCUGAGAGCGAGAGGGGCAAUGAUGAGGAGUCAUGUAGCACGUCAGCCAAUCAGAUCAACGAGGAGAUGCAGAGGAUGCUGAACCAGCUGAGGGAGUGUGAGUUUGAGGACGACUGUGACAGCCUGGCCUGGGAGGAGACUGAGGAGACUCUGCUGCUGUGGGAGGAUUUUCCAGGAUACACUCUGGGAGCAGUGGAGACCCAGGGAGAGCAGGAGGAGUCCAUAGAGAAGGUGAUAAAGGACACAGAGUCCCUCUUCCAGACUAGAGAGAAGGAGUAUCAGGAGACAAUCGACCAGAUCGAGUUGGAGCUGGCCACGGCUAAGAGUGACAUGAACCGACACCUGCACGAGUACAUGGAGAUGUGUUCCAUGAAGCGAGGCCUGGACGUGCAGAUGGAGACGUGCAGGAGACUCAUCACCCAGAGUGGGGACAGGAAAUCUCCCCCUCUCAUUACUGCGGCAAUGGAAGACUCUGAUGACGGAGAGAAGGAGUGGAAAAAGGCGUCCCCACCCGCAGACUCGGAAAGUGAUGAACCCUACUGUGAAACACAGGUUAAUAGUGGUACGGUCCCUCACUUACCAUGGAGGAAGUCCUAAUCCUUCCUGAUGAUGCCCUGUAGAUGUACCAUAGUCUGGAUAGUGCUGCUGUUUACAUUUUUUGCCAUCAAUUAUGUAAAACUGGCAGACUCUUUCCAGGGCCAUAUGUCAUCACUGCCCUCUUGUGGUUCAGGUUAUUAAAACACCUAAUCUGAGGAUAGGACUAAAUGGAAAACAUUUCAAUGAAUUUCUUAACAUUGUGCUAUUUAUAUCUCUUCUUAUAUGAUAUGAACGAUCAAAAUAUAUACAUUUUUGUUAAGUUUGCACAUUGACCUUGCUGUUUGUAGCAAGGUCCAACCAAAAACUAUUUGCACACAGUUUUUGUGGAAUAAAUGCCUUAUGUUACAUUGCAGUUACAGAUUUGAAACCACAGCUGCAUUUUUGAAGGCAAACAAAAAAAAAGUUAGCAAACUAUUUGCACAGGAUAAGUCAUUAUCUAGUAGCCUGUUGCAGUCAAACAAAAUGAGCAUUUGCAAUGUGCUAAAGGGAAAGGACCUAGCUGUUGAUAGUCAUCUAUGAAAAUGUCUUUUCUUCAUAAUUAAUGUCCUUCUCAUGAUCUAUUUUCCCUUUUUAAAAGAAUGGAUACCACUUCUAGGAAACCUGUAGAAAGAUUGCUUUAAAUCCUUCAACAUUCGUAUAUACACAACAUGUUAUUAACAGAAGUUCACAACAUUUUGUAUUUAUGUUGGAUUUAUUAUCAUUUACUAGAUUUGAUUACAUAUUCAUACAUACUUGAUUCAUUUAUUUCAGCACUUUUUCAGUCAUCAUUGAAAUUCAGAUAGCUAAGUAUUUAUUUUAUAUUAAAAUAACUAUAAAGAAAGUAUGAUAGUUGAUAGAUUUUUUUAAAAAUAUGAAAUGCAGAGGAUAAUAUUAUGUCGUUUUGCAAAGAUAAUUCACAAAAGCCAUUGCUAUAAAGUUUAGAGUCCAAAGUAAAACAUUGGUACCGUUAGCUUUGCACUGUCAUGCACAUUGCUGCGAUUCCAAGCUAUAAGCAAACAUAGAAGCAUACUGCAUUAGACCCAUGGACAGUGUUGAUAUCACAACCCACAUAAAUAAGUCCUACAAAAGCACACACUCAAUGCUAGCGUAUCAAUCCCCAGCCAGCAGUGACUUUAUCUUGAACUCAAAAAAGCUCUCUGAUCAAUCAACGUGGGAAUCAGACUGCUAUUUUGGUGCACUUUUAAAAUGGACAGCCAAGAGGUAUGAGUUUAAAGGGAGAAGUAGGCUAGAGUAGAUGUUGGUCCUGUUCAGGACAAUCUAACAUACUGCUAGCAGGCGAAUAACUUCUUUGGGAGCUCGUUCAAGGGCACUCAAACUGUGACGUGUUUUUAUGUAGUAGCACAUGAGACCUUCAUUAUCCGAACACGGUCAGUGUGUUUAACCAUCUGCUUUGUGAGAUCUGUGGUUUUGUCUCUGGAUGUGGCACAGUUUCAUUGCACUUGAACAUGCUCAGUGUUUACAGUUGGAGAAAACGUAAAACAAACAAACAUAUCUAGGGCUCGAUUCAAAUCAGUAGCCCGGAAGAUCAGCGUUACAGAGCGAUUGACAUUGAAAAUAAUGUCUUCGCGGUAAUCGCUGCAUGUGUCGGCUCAAUCAGAAACGACCUUUACAUUUCAAUCACACUACAACACAGAUUGUCCGCGCUCCGGAUUGAAUCGAGCCGCUCCUUUGUUUAUUGAUGUCUGAAAGCCCAUUGUAAAUACUCCCCCCCCAUAUUGUACAGUUUGUAAAUCUCCAUAUAUAGGUUGCACAAAAGGAUCUAUAUUCAACAGUAAUGAUAUACACUGUAUAAAAAAUGCAAACAUAUAACACCUGUACUAGCUGUUACUGAAUGUAAAUAACAUGUCAAUGUACACUGAGAAGACAAAUCCAUGCAAGAGAAGCCAGGAAUGCAUGGAAGAGAUUUCAGAAAGCGAUUUCGGACAGUAUGAGUGAAAAAGGUGGCCAUUGUAUAGGGAGUGUCUUUGCGUGUUCUGAGACUAGCUUCGUUGGUGUGCAUGUACCUCUGUCUAGUGCUGUCUGUCUUGUAUCGCAAGAAUGUUUCAGAGUUUACUUGUUCGCCUCUCUGGGGAAUCAAAACAUAUCUUUCAUAUUAUAAAACUUGAAUGUCUGCCUAGUAAA